AUGCACGGACUCAAAAAGCCGUGCGCCAUCAUGUCUUGUGCAGACAACUGCAUGGCUUAUCAAGUGCGAUUUCUUUUUCUUGUCCUUCUUCUUAUUCGCUAUCUACAUACCUCGUCUAACACAUCGCUGUUGAAAAGCAAUUCGAAGGGCUCGUCAUUUUUGUACAAUUCCCAAAGGCCCUCGAGAUGUAUCACCACCUGUUUUGCAAUCUGGGACUUGGACCACAGAAACAAGCACUCCAAACGCCGGACGAAAAACCGCCUGCAUGAUGCGUCAAGUGAUGCACUGGCGCCGAUCAUCAAUGCCCAAAUGGGGAAAAUCACCUUUUCGUUGCAAGGUUGGCUGAUGUCGUUUACCGCAGCCUUUACGAUGUCUUGCAAGUCGACCGCUCUCGUACCGGGGAAAAGCAUUUUGCGAAGCAAUAUGAUCGACGCGCGAAGAACCACUUUGGCAAUGUAG
Clavispora lusitaniae ATCC 42720 is the source of this 459-nucleotide messenger RNA. NCBI's taxonomy places the organism in Eukaryota, Fungi, Ascomycota, Pichiomycetes, Serinales, Metschnikowiaceae. The record is from RefSeq and is a predicted model, not a curated record.